Molecule: messenger RNA, 2388 nt
Organism: Adineta steineri
Lineage: Eukaryota; Metazoa; Rotifera; Eurotatoria; Adinetida; Adinetidae
Source: the annotation of a GenBank genome assembly
AUGAAGUUUCCAGAUUUAUCUAUGUCAAAUCCAGUUCGACUUCGUGAAUUAAUAAGACAAAUACGAUCAGCUAAAACAGCAGCUGAAGAACGUGCCGUUGUACAAAAAGAAUCCGCAUACAUACGAGAUGCAUUCCGUGAUGAAGAUAAUACAUGGAGAUGUCGAAAUGUGGCAAAACUACUUUAUAUUUCAUUACUUGGUUAUCCAGCACAUUUUGGACAACUUGAAUGUUUGAAACUAAUUGCAUCAACACGUUUUACAGAUAAACGUAUUGGUUAUCUGGGAGCCAUGUUAUUACUUGAUGAACGACAAGAUAUUCAUGUACUCAUUACAAAUUCACUAAAAAAUGAUCUGAAUAAUUCAAAUGAAUAUGUAGCCGGUUUAGCAUUAUGUGCAUUGGGUACGAUUUGUUCACCUGAAAUGAGUCGUGAUUUAGGUGGUGAAGUUGAACGAUUAAUGAAAUCAUCAAAUGUUUAUUUAAAAAAAAAAGCUAUUCUAUGUGCUGUUCGUAUAAUACGAAAAGUGCCUGAACAAUUUGAUGUUUUUCAAAAUUCUGUUCGAAGUUUACUAAGUGAAAAACAUCAUGGUGUUCUUCUGACUGCUACAACUCUUAUUACUGAAAUGUGCCAACAGAAUACUCAAGCUUUACAAGUCUUUCGCAAUUUAGUACCUAAUCUUGUGCGUAUUCUCAAAAAUUUAAUUAUGGCUGGAUGUAGUCCAGAUCAUGAUGUAUCAGGAAUUAGUGAUCCAUUUUUACAAGUUCAUCUUUUACGUUUAUUACGUGUAUUAAGUCGAAAUGAUAAUGAAGCCAGUGAUAGCAUGAAUGAUAUUCUUGCUCAAGUAUCAACGAAUACAGAAAAUAGCAAAAAUGUUGGAAAUGCUAUUUUAUAUGAAACUGUUCUGACAAUUAUGGAUAUCAAUUCUGAAUCUGGAUUACGAGUUUUAGCUGUGAAUAUUUUGGGUCGAUUUUUAUUAAAUACUGAUAAAAAUAUUCGUUAUGUUGCAUUAAAUACAUUACUACGUGUUGUACAUGCUGAUCAAAAUGCUGUACAAAGACAUCGAGCAACAAUUGUUGAAUGUCUUAAAGAUGCUGAUGUAUCAAUUAAACGACGUGCAAUGGAAUUAUGUUUUGCAUUGAUGAAUAAAAACAAUAUACGAACAAUGACAGAUGAAAUGUUAGAUUUUCUUGGAACAUGUGAAUUAGAAUUUAAAUCUGAUUGUACAUCAAAUAUGUUUUUGGCAAUGGAUCGUUUUUCACCGACAAAACAAUGGCAUGUUGAUCAAAUGAUUAAAGUUCUUACCACUGCUGGAAAUAGUGUUCGUGAUGAUAUUGUAUCGAGUUUGAUUGGUAUUAUUUCGUCAACACCUGAUCUAUAUGGCUAUGCUGCUCAUCAAUUAUAUAAAAAAAUGCAAAAUGAUAUAACUCAACAACCACUUGUUCAAGUCGCAUCAUGGACAUUAGGUGAAUUUGGUGAUUUAUUGGUCAAUCAACAACCGCAAAAUGAAGAAAAUCUUCGAGUUGUCGAAAUUGAAAUAAUUGAUAUAUUAGAACGAAUAUUAAAUUCAUCAUUAAGUACAGUUAUAACACGUGAAUAUGCUAUUAAUGCAUUAAUGAAAUUAAGUACUCGUUUUCCAAAUUGUUCCGAUCGCAUACAAUCUGUGAUGACAUAUUAUGCAUGUAAUAUGAAUUUAGAAUUACAAACACGUGCAGUGGAAUAUACAUCACUUUUUACUAAACAUAAUAUCAUAAGAUCAAGUAUUGUUGAACGUAUGCCAGUUUUAAUUAGUAAUCAAACAUCAAACACAAAUAGUAGUGAACCAGAAGAAUCAAUCAUUAAUUCGAAAGAAAACUCACCUGUGAAUGGAAAACACGAGCAUGUUCCAUCUGAUGAACCUAUUAAUCUGGUAAACAUACUUAAUGAUCCCAUUCAAACAACGAGUGGUACGUUAAACCCAAACCAUUCAUCAUCAUUAUUCAAUCCACUUGAAGAUUCACUUUUUGAUUUUGAUACACCAACAAAUCCUACAACUAAAAGUAUUCCAUCAAUGACAGCAAUCGAUAAAAAUGGUAUACGUAUGAUAUUUACAUUUGAACGAGAUAAUACAACAUUAACCAUUAAUUCUAAAAUAACAAAUUCUACACAAUAUUCAAUAACAAAUUUUAUAUUUAAAGCAGCCGUACCUAAAACAUUCAAUAUUGAUUUAUAUCCGGCAAGUAGUACAACAAUACCAGCAAAUAAUUCAGGAGAUAUUCAACAAAUAAUAAAGAUUACAAAUCCAAAUAGAGAAAAAAUUCGUAUGCGAAUUAAACUUAAUUAUCAAGUUAAUAAUACAAACAUGAGUGAUGAAGCUGAAUUAAAUACAUUUCCUGAACAGUGCUACAAUUGA